UAUCUUAAAUACUGCUAUUAGUGUAAACGAUACGUAUUUUAAGAGAAUUUUGGGGUAACGUUAGACCUCUGUUGAAAUAAAAGUCCAUUGAUAAUCUGGUAGGACACCUAAAUCCGUAGUGACACUAUUGUCUACGUUGAGUGAGAUAAUAAUUAGUCUAUAUUAACAAAUAAAUAUUGCUAAAGUGGUUUCAAAAGAAAAUGUUUCGAAAUGCUAUGCUAUCAGGAUUUUCUAGCGUAAGAAAUGUGAAAAACUUAUUCUUUCCAUCCCUUGCAAACAUUAAGCAAGGACGAGUUUCAGCUGUGUGCAUCAGAUCCAUGUCAAAACAUUCAUCAGAAACUGAGGAAGAGUUUGAUGCAAGAUAUGAAGCUUACUUUAACCGGUCAGAUAUUGAUGGAUGGGAUGUUCGUAAAGCAAUGAAUGACUUACAAGGUAUGGAUCUUGUUCCAGAACCCAAGAUAAUCAGUGCUGCUCUUAAAGCUUGUCGUCGAGUGAAUGACUAUGCUCUGGCUGUUAGAUUUUUGGAAGCUGUGAAGGAUAAAUGUGGUAACCGGGUAAAAGAGAUUUACCCAUAUAUCAUCCAGGAGGUUCGGCCUAUUCUAGAUGAACUGGGAGUCAACACACCAGAAGAAAUGGGAUAUGACAAACCUGAACUUUAUCUGGAGAGUGUUUAUGACAUUCAUUGACCACACAACAUUAGGGUUAAAUGCCAAUACUGGUCCAUUAUUUAUGUCAAGAAAUUUAUUGUAAAGGAUCUAAUACCAACCUAUUGAAAACAAGAAAUCAAGUCUUGAUUAGAAAGUGGAGUUCAUAAUUGACUAGUAAUAGAAAACAUUGGACUUGUGAAUAGUGAAAUAAAACAGUUAGUAAAAA
Messenger RNA from Limulus polyphemus (Atlantic horseshoe crab), 873 nucleotides. Its product is annotated as cytochrome c oxidase subunit 5A, mitochondrial-like. Gene Ontology annotation, biological process: mitochondrial electron transport, cytochrome c to oxygen. The transcript has 4 exons. NCBI's taxonomy places the organism in Eukaryota, Metazoa, Arthropoda, Merostomata, Xiphosura, Limulidae. Gene Ontology annotation, cellular component: mitochondrial inner membrane. Bases 201 to 686 code for a protein of 161 amino acids. The record is from RefSeq and is a predicted model, not a curated record.